Molecule: messenger RNA, 642 nt
Organism: Saccharomyces paradoxus
Lineage: Eukaryota; Fungi; Ascomycota; Saccharomycetes; Saccharomycetales; Saccharomycetaceae
Gene: CDC33
Product: translation initiation factor eIF4E
Exons: 1
Coding region: 1-642 (213 amino acids)
Biological process (GO): translational initiation
Cellular component (GO): eukaryotic translation initiation factor 4F complex; cytoplasm
Molecular function (GO): translation initiation factor activity; RNA 7-methylguanosine cap binding
Source: RefSeq, a predicted model, not a curated record
AUGUCUGUUGAAGAAGUUAGCAAGAAGUUUGAAGAAAACGUCUCAGUCGAUGAUACCACAGCUACUCCUAAGACUGUUUUAAGUGACAGUGCUCACUUCGAUGUCAAGCACCCAUUGAACACCAAAUGGACUUUAUGGUACACAAAGCCAGCCGUUGAUAAAUCUGAAUCGUGGUCUGAUCUAUUACGUCCUGUGACUUCAUUCCAAACUGUUGAAGAAUUCUGGGCUAUCAUUCAAAAUAUUCCUGAGCCACAUGAACUACCAUUGAAAUCAGAUUACCAUGUUUUCCGUAAUGACGUUAGACCUGAAUGGGAAGAUGAAGCCAACGCCAAAGGUGGUAAAUGGUCUUUCCAACUUAGAGGCAAAGGUGCUGAUAUUGACGAAUUAUGGCUAAGAACUUUACUAGCAGUUAUUGGUGAAACCAUUGAUGAAGACGACUCCCAAAUUAAUGGUGUCGUUUUAAGCAUUAGAAAAGGUGGUAACAAGUUUGCCUUAUGGACCAAAUCUGAAGAUAAAGAACCACUCUUGAGAAUUGGUGGUAAAUUCAAGCAAGUUUUAAAAUUAACCGAUGACGGGCAUUUGGAAUUCUUUCCACAUUCCAGUGCCAAUGGUAGACACCCUCAACCAUCAAUCACCUUGUAA